This is a messenger RNA of Bombina bombina (fire-bellied toad), 6681 nucleotides long. It is a transcript of the gene SIPA1L2, whose product is annotated as signal induced proliferation associated 1 like 2. Gene Ontology annotation, biological process: regulation of small GTPase mediated signal transduction; activation of GTPase activity. Gene Ontology annotation, molecular function: protein binding; GTPase activator activity. The transcript is spliced from 23 exons. The record is from RefSeq and is a predicted model, not a curated record. Gene Ontology annotation, cellular component: cytoplasm. The coding region runs from base 584 to 5758 and encodes 1724 amino acids. Lineage: Eukaryota; Metazoa; Chordata; Amphibia; Anura; Bombinatoridae.
ACUCUCUUAAAGAACUUUCAUCCUUUAAGGAAAGUCCUGCUGUUUCUCUUUGCCUCUCCAACAGCUUUUCACUUGGAAUUUUAGAGGUCAGGGUAGGCUGUCGAUUUGUAUCAAAACAAUAGUUUUUUUUUCUCUUUUCUUUUCAAAGCAGACAAGCUGAUGUCAUGGUCUAACCCUCUCUCUUUACAUAUGCUAAUUAUCAGAUUGCAUUAGCAGUUGGUAGCUUUGUCUGUAGGGGAGGAGGAAGAGUGUGGAUUAUAUGACAGCUGUAUGCAUUGCAGCUAACCGAUUCCCCCAACACAGGAAGAUUUCAAUCCAAAUAGGCAGAAUUCAACCCAGAACAGCAACUACUCAUUGCCUUUUAAUGUAAAGAUAAUCAACCAACUGAAGAAACAAGUUGAUUUCCAUAAAAAUGUAAUAGAUGCAAAUAUACUUACAUUCGGUAUUGCAGUUUGGAAUGUUGGAACGCCCAAAAUUAUUCAGUUUGCAGGCAUUAAUUUUGUGCCAGUGCAAGAAUAAUCAUGUAACAGAUAUGGCACCAGUCUUACGUGAAGACUAGGUGCCCUUUUUAAACUCUUUGGACAUGAAUGAUCCAAAUUUCCUCCAAGACGACAAAUUUAAUUCUAGUCGACCCUCACUGAAUUUUAUGGAACCUGGUAAUAACAUGCAGUCAGAUGAUUUUUUUGCAAGGAAAUUUAAGGCCUUAAAUGGUAAUAUGGGUCCUCCACCAUCUGGAAAAGCGGAUUCUCCUGGCCAAAAUAAUGGAACCCCUGCAAUGCCCAAGAUGGGUGUACGAGCACGUGUUUCAGAGUGGCCUCCUAAAAAAGAAAUGUGUAGUAAGGCAGCAUGGGAAAGUAGAGCACAAAGCAGCUAUGACAGCAUGGCGACAGUAAUAUCCAAUGGACAAGGUGACAAUUCUGAUAUACUUAAUGAAAAAGCCUUUGAUUUGGAGUUUGCAGAGACAAAAUACUCCAUUGGCGAUAUCUUUAGCCAUUCUCCCCACAGAGGACUACAUCCUAUAAGACAAAGAAGCAACAGUGAUGUUACCAUCAGUGAUAUUGAUACAGAUGAUGUACUUGAUCAAAAUGCAGUUAAUCCGAAUACCGGGGCAGCCUUGCACAGGGAGUAUGGAAGCACAUCUUCAAUAGAUAGACAAGGUUUAUCCGGAGAGAAUUUUUUUGCAAUGCUUAGGGGUUACAGAGUGGAAAAUAUUGAGCACAAGAACUUGGCACCUUUUUCAUUUUCUGAGGUGUUUCAUUGUGAUUCUACAGUCUCUCCUAGUUUGCAUGCAGCGGCUCAGAUAUCACGAGGUGAAUUUGUCAGGAUUUCUGGUUUAGAUUACAUAGAUGGUGCUUUGUUACUUGGGAGAGACCGAGACAAACUAUUUAAAAGGCGCUUAAAGACUGAAGCUGUUGAGCCCUCUUUAUUUAGAAAGUUAAGGGCUGUGAAAAGUGAGCAUGACUCUAUAAAGUUCUCUUUUGAUCUGGAUGAUGGAAGGUUUGAAAAAAGUUUACACCUCGGAACAUGCCAAAAAUGUUUUGCACAUUAUGAUGUUCAGAGCAUUCUUUUUAACAUAAGUGAAGCCAUGGCAACACGCACCAAUAUGGCAAAACGCAAAAACGUUACAACAGGGGCAUCUGCUGCUUCCCAGUCACCUGGAUCUGGUGGUCAAACUGGGAGUUGUGAAUCACCUUUGGGUAGUAAGGAAGACUUGAACCCUAAAGAUAAUCCUGAAGCUGAUGACGGCGAUGGAAAAAGUAAUGACAUUGUUUUGAGUUGUCCUUAUUUUAGAAAUGAGAUUGGUGGAGAAGGGGACAGGAGGAUUGCACUUUCAAGGGCCAACUCAUCCUCUUUACCAGCAGGUGAAAACUGUUCUUUUGAGUCUUCGCUCAGCUCCCAUUGCACUAAUGCUGGUGUCUCUGUGUUGGAAGUGCCAAGGGAGAUCCAGCCUGUGCACAGGGAAAAAGUGAAACGCUACAUCAUAGAGCACAUUGACCUUGGUGCAUACUAUUAUCGGAAGCACUUUUAUGGAAAAGAACAUCAAAACUAUUUUGGGAUAGAUGAAAACUUAGGACCAGUAGCUGCAAGUAUUCGCAGAGAGAAAAUCGAAGAUGGCAGAGAAAAGGAUACUUCUCAGUUUAAUUACCGUGUUGCUUUUCGAACAAGUGAGCUUACCACCCUCAGAGGAGCAAUUUUAGAGGAGGCUGUUCCUUCCACAGCCAGACACGGUUCGGCAAGGGGCCUGCCUCACAAAGAGGUUCUGGAAUAUGUGAUUCCGGAACUAAACAUUCAGUGCCUGCGGCAAGCAGUAAACUCACCCAAAGUACCUGAACAGCUAUUGAAGCUUGACGAACAAGGGCUGAGUUUUCAACACAAAGUUGGCAUCUUAUAUUGCAAAGCUGGCCAAAACACAGAAGAAGAAAUGUAUAAUAAUGAGACAGCGGGACCUGCUUUUGAAGAAUUCCUUGAUCUUUUGGGACAACGAGUGAGACUGAAGGGUUUCAGUAAAUACAGAGCUCAGUUAGAUAAUAAAACUGAUUCAACUGGAACACAUUCCCUUUACACAACAUACAAGGAUUACGAGCUUAUGUUCCAUGUGUCAACUAUGCUUCCUUAUAUGCCCAAUAACAGACAACAGCUGCUUAGGAAACGGCACAUCGGCAAUGACAUAGUUACUAUAGUCUUCCAAGAACCUGGAGCCCUUCCGUUUACCCCAAAAACAAUCAGAUCUCACUUUCAACAUGUAUUUGUAAUCGUUAAAGUUCACAAUCCAUGCACAGAAAGUGUAUGCUAUAGUGUCGGCAUUUCAAGGUCAAAAGAUGUCCCAUCAUUUGGUCCACCUAUCCCCAAAGGAGUGACGUUCCCAAAAUCCGCUGUUUUUAGGGAUUUUCUUCUUGCCAAAGUAAUAAAUGCAGAAAACGCAGCGCACAAAUCAGAAAAAUUCAGAGCCAUGGCUACUAGAACCCGGCAAGAAUAUUUAAAGGAUCUAGCAGAAAACUUUGUUACAACUGCCACAGUAGAUAGUGCUGUAAAAUUCAGUUUCAUCACCCUUGGAGCAAAAAAGAAAGAGAAGGUGAAACCCAAAAGAGAUGCCCAUUUGUACAGCGUUGGUGCCAUUGUUUGGAAUGUUGUUGCACGGGACUUUGGUCUUUCUGCCGACAUUGACUGUCUACUUGGAAUAUCCAAUGAAUUUGUGAUCCUAGUGGAGAAAGAUUCCAAAAAUGUAUUAUUUAACUGCUCCUGCAGGGAUGUUAUUGGCUGGACAUCUGGAUUAAAGACCAUCAAAAUAUUCUAUGAAAGGGGGGAGUGUAUUCUUCUGUCUUCUAUGGAUAACUGUGUUGAAGAUGUCCGAGAUAUUGUUCGAAGACUAGAACUUGUCAGCAGAGGCUGUGAGACAGUAGAAAAGACCCUUCGACGGAAUGGAUUGGGCCAGCUUGGAUUCCAUGUCAACUUUGAAGGAAUUGUAGCCGAUGUGGAGCCCUAUGGUUUUGCUUGGAAGGCGGGCUUAAGGCAAGGAAGCCGAUUGGUCGAGAUAUGCAAAGUAGCUGUAGCAACGUUGACUCAUGAGCAGAUGAUUGAUCUCCUCCGCACUUCAACAACUGUAACGGUGGUGAUUAUACAGCCAUAUGAGGAUGGGUCACCUAGAAGGGGCUGUUCGGAGCUGUGCAGAAUCCCAAUGGUAGAAUAUAAGCUUGACAGCGAAGGAACUCCUUGUGAAUACAAAACUCCAUUCAGGCGCAAUACCACAUGGCACAGAGUGCAAACUCCUGUUGGGCAGCCUAUUUCACGGGCUUCUCCAAUUUUAGGAACAUCUGAGAGGUUACCAUGCCAGCAGCUUCUACAGCAGUCUCAAGCGGCUAUCCCACGCAGCACAUCUUUUGACCGGAAAUUGCCAGAUGGUGCAAGUCAACAUUACAGAAGUUCACCGAGCAACCAGUCGUCAUCAAGUGACCCGGGACCCAGCGGGAGUACCCACUGGAGGCAGCAUAUGGGAUAUGAGGGAUGCCCAUCUCCUCUUCUGCAUGAAAAUCCAGUUCCAGUACCUAUGGAAUGUGAUGUAAUUAGAGAUCGUGAAGAAAGUUUAGAUGGUAUCAAACAUUCUGAGACAAAGUGGCAUGUUUCAUCUACAAAAAUGUUGAGUUCCUACAAGGAAAGAGGUCUGCAAAAAGAAAGCAGUGGCAAGAUCUCUCCAAAUAAGUACUCUCAUAUUGGCGAUAAGAGUUGCUCAAGCCAUUCCAGCAGUAACACGCUAUCAAGUAAUGCGUCAAGUAACAGUGAUGAGAAGCAUUUUGGUUCUGGAGACCUAAUGGACCCCGAGCUGCUUGGAUUGACGUAUAUUAAGGGAGCCUCAACAGACAGUGGCAUUGACACGGCACCUUGCAGUUUGCCUACUCAAGUCAUAACUCCUUCACAUCUUACCGGGGGCAGAUCCAUGUCACACAGCAGGGCAGAACAAUUGGUGCAAUGGAAUAACUCUUUAGAAGGUUCAGGGCCAGAAGAUGGACAUUCAAAUUUAUAUGCAGUUCACAGCUAUGCAUCCAGCCAUGCAGCAGAUGGGAGUAUGGGAGAUCUUAGUGAAUUAUCAUCACAUUCCAGUGGUUCACAUCAUUCAGGCAGUCCUUCUGCUCUUUGCCCUAAACCUAAUGGAACUUUGGACACUUCUAAAGUCUAUAUAGUUUCACAUGCCAGUGGGCAUCAGACUUCUGGAUCUGCAUCCAAAUCCUUUCAAAGACAAGGAGCUAUAAGCAAAUAUGUCAUUGGCUGGAAAAAAUCUGAAGACAGCCCACCUCCUGAAGAAUGUGAAAUUGCAGAAUGUCAAGAUUUAUAUAGUGAAGGAGCCAUAUCUUCAUCAAAUCAGCUGCAGGAUUCAGUGAUGGACACAGAAGCUGAGAACCAACAUGUCAUGUCAAAAGAUGAAUUUAUGAAGAUGAUGAUGCCUGACAGUCCCAUUGGAGAUGAAGGAAGACGAAAGUUUUCUAUUUACGGGAGUCUGUCUCCAAGAAGAUCCCUUUAUCGAACACUUUCUGAUGAGAGUGUAUGUAGUAAUCGCAGAGGAUCUUCCUACGCCAGUUCACGCAGUUCAAUCCUGGAUCAGGCUUUGCCAAAUGACAUCCUGUUUAGCACAACCCCACCGUACCAUAGCACACUUCCUGCCCGAACACACUUGACCCCUGGAAUGGGAAAUCUACGAAAUGAUUGUUGGUUCUCUGAUGGGUCCCUAUCAGAUAAGUCAAAGUUUAAUGAUCCAGGUCUGAUGCCUCUGCCAGAUACAGCAACAGCUUUAAACUGGUCUCAUUUGGUUGAUGCUGCUAGAGCCUUUGAAGAACUGUCUUUUGCACUGUUUAUGGGAGGUCUUGACUCAGAGGAGGAUCUUGGUCCUAUCUAUCAUCCCUCGUACUAUAUAGAUCAACGUGUAGCAUCUUUUUGCACCUUGAAUGACAUGCAGCAAGAACAGGGAUUUAAAGUGUCCCAGGAGUUAUCUAUGUGCUCCGGCUCAGCAAAUGGAAAAGACUUCACUGAUCCUGCCGGGCCAGACACUUCCUCCACAUUGACAGGCAAAGUGAACCAACUAGAAGUUAUUCUCAUGCAACUGCAAACUGACCUGUUGAAGGAAAAAGAAGACAAGGCAAUGCUGCAGGCCGAAGUUCACCACUUGCGACAACAUAAUAUAAGGCUUCAAGAAGAGUCUCAGACAGCCUCAGCACAACUGAGAAAAUUCACAGAAUGGUUUUUCAGUUCGGCGGACAAGAAAUCUUAAUUAUCGUCCAACAACACAAAUUAGCAAAGGCUUUGCAGAACUGUUAUAGCAUAAUGUGGCAAUAUCCCCCAUAGAUGUGUGAUUUAUUUCUACCACUUUUUGUUCAUGUCAAUAUUCAGACAGUGACGAAGGGUCGUAUAAUCAUCUUUGUAAAUGUUCUUUAAUCUUUCAUAAGCAGUGGGUACUUGUCAGCGUUAAAGAUGAAUGUAAUAGUUUCAUAUAGAAUUCUGUUUGAUUACAUCUCUGUUUAGGGAGUAUACAAAAUUUCCUUUGUGAAUAAAUUGAAAUAUAGAUUGAAUAUAUUGCAUAUGUGUACAAAUAUUCAACUAGCCAAACAUACGUCAAAUGGUGCUCUAUUUUUUCUAUGUACAGUAGCUUAAUUUUCACAAAUGCAUUGUCAGAGCAAUAAGAAUGAAUAUACAAUUUGUAGACAAAGACUUUGUUAAAAACAUAUUAGAAGAAAUGUGAUUGAUAUGUUUGAUACAGUUGUAUUGGAAGUUAUUUAUUUGCAGGAAGAAAUGGUGCCUGAAUAUAUAAAUAGUGUCUGUAAUAUUACAAUUUUUUAUGUUAAGUACAGCCUUGUAAAAAAAAUGGGGUGGCCCACUCUACAUUUAAUUACAAUGUACAGUAGAUGUGAAGUUUGCAUAAUAAAAAAAAAACACACACACACAAAAUAAACUAAAUUAAUUAAUUUACUACCUGUAUUAGGAUGCCUAAUGGUUGCAAACUAAUUUCUUGUAAAUGCAAUUUUGUUGUAUAUAAGCUUGUAUUUAACCAUUAUUUUAAAUUAUUUAAUCCUAAAAUUAUAAUUUUGUAAAUGUUUUUGUGUUAUCUGCACUAAACACGUUCAGUGAGUGGACUGAGCCACAGUAUCUCUGCCUUGGCAAGAUUGUCAUAAAAAUGAAUAAAUAUAGAAAAACUUA